GCUGAAACAAAAUACGGCGAAUUAAUUAGAAGCAAUUUUGCAAAUUUUGUCGGCGUCUUUAAAUCGUUGUAAUAAUUUUGUAAUAAGAUUUAAAUAAAAUAAUUACGAAAAAGGUAGAAUAUUCAUAUUCUUUGCACUCAAUGUUCUGCUUCUCAUCAGCCCAUGGUUAAGUAAAACGUAACAGGAAGAAACGCUCCAAAAUGCAAAGCUAAAACACGAAUAAGCAGAAAUGAAUAGAGUGCCACAAAAAUUUUCUAGUUGAGUUUUUUUUGGUGGCAAAGGAAAUAGCGAUCGACGUCCGACCUAGGGCAGACAAGGAAACAGUGUAGAAGAAACCCGAACUAAGGAUCUAGAAAAGUUGAGCCGCAUUGGCAUAGGUUGUAAAGUGUGGUUGUAAUUUGGAGCAAAACAUGUGUUCCUUGUAGAGUUUUGUUAUUUCGCUGCACUUGGCGUUGGCGUUGAUUCCUCGAAGGCAAAGGCAGUUUUGGUGGGGAGAAGAAGAAGAAACAGCAGCAUCAGCAGGUUAUUUUCUUAAAACUUAACAAGCGCUUGAUCUGCAGCGCCACCUUUUUGAAGGCAUUGUUGUUACACUACUGUGGCGGCUACACUAUGGAUCUCUUUGAUCAAUUAAAGACUGCCGGUGCAGUGGCCAAGGAACAUAAAAAGGAUAAAGAGGAAAAGAAGAAAAACCACUCCGAUAGCAACAAGAAUGUUGAAACUCCAAAAAAGAAUAAUUCAUUGAAACACGACAGCAAGGAUUCUGUGGAUAAGCAUAACUCUUCUUUUGAAAAGAAGAAAGAAAAGCACAAGCAUAGUCAUGAAAAAAGCGAGGAGACACCCAGUAAGAAAAAUUCCCUACAUGACAAAUCUAAGUCUUCAAGCCCCGAGAAGACGACAAGCAAGCAUCAUAAGGAAGAGAAGGAGGGUAAAAAGAAAAGCCACGAUGGCAAAACAAAACACGACAAUGGACCGCUCAAAAAUGGCAAAGAGAAUUCACAUGGCCCAGACGAUAAUGAUAGUCCGCCAAAGAAGAAAUCUAAGGUGGAUGUAACUAGUAAGGAAAGUGAAAACAAGAGUAAGACCAGCAGCGGAAAUCAUGAAAAGAAUGUAGAGAAAUUCAAUAAACAGCAUAAAACAGAGGACAUUGCUGGAAAUCAACGACGACGUGAAUCCUUGCCUUCACCCAUACCGCCGUUAAAUGCCACUAAGAAGAAGGCCAACAAAUCUCGCAGCUUGUCACCACCCAAAAGUAUUCCGCCGGCCUUUGCAAAACAGCUCAAAGUUAAAUUGGAAAGAACGAAACUUGAAGAUUACUCACCAGUUAAGGGCGAUAAUCUUGGUUCUCCAGUUAAAACGGAAGAACUCAAAAAGAAAACACCCACAAAGGCACAACAAAAACUUUUCGAACCAUCUAUUGGACAGAAGAAAUCUAAGAAGAAGCUAAAAGUUAAGCGAUGUGUGGUACGAAUACAUCGUGAUAAUUUGAAAAAGCUGAUGAAGGAGUUUAAAAAGUCAACAGCUCACACACCAACUGGAGCAAAUAAACAGGAUGGUUCACCAUCUACAAAGAAAGGCAAACCGAAUGCCACGGCUUUGCCUAAAACAAAAACUGGUUUUUUCAUUAAGAUAACCACACCAUCGAAGACGGAGAAAAAAUCAAAAUUAUCCAAAUCCAAUUCAUCGUCAUCCUCGUCUUCAUCAUCCUCUUCCUUUUCGAAAUCUUCGUCCCUGUCAUCUUCAACCGUGGCCCAACAUAAUAAAAUUAAAAAUUCCAAAUCAUCCACAACAACGCCAACAAAAUUUUCACGCACUCAUCUUAUCAAGACCUUUGGAAAGCAGUGGUUCAAUUGUCAUGUGCGUGUUAAGAAAUGCAAUCAUCCCAUUGCACAAACAUUUGUCUCCAAGUCCCGCGCCCGACAUCAACUUACCAACAAGAGUAAAAGGAAAAAUCUUUCCGUCUCCUUCCGCGAUGAGGUAGAAGUAUUGGGUACAUCCUCUGAUUCGGAUUCAGAUGAUUCACGUGAUGAGAAUUUCUGUGCUACAGCUAUACCCGCCAAUUUGGGAUCUACGCCUGUCCGAAAUAGUAGCCGACGCUCCAGUACAUUAAAUGCCCCAUUGAUAGUACCCACCACACCGCUGCCUGCUCGCCUAAAGAAAUUGGAAAAUGGUCGUGUGGUCGAUGAUAUUGUGUUGGAUCCUUCGCUCUUUCUGGGCCCUGAAAACAUCAUAGCCAGUACCCCCUUUAGUCCGGGACGUAAGAAGCGCGAACACAAGAAGUCGUUUAGCCCUCUGAAAGACGAGGAAGCACAAAGUCCCCGCAAAGAACAGUUGAAACGAGCCAAUGAACGAGUACCACCAACUGGUCUUCGGCGUUUAAAUAUUGAUGAUGACGAUGAAGACGACGAAGAGGAAGAUGAUGAUUGUGAAUAUAUUGUACCUAUUGAUAUGCCCGAACGACGGGCAUCACGUACAAGUUCCACAAACACAGCUUGCGACACGGGCCCCAGUGUCAUACCACCCACAUUUGAUGAUGACGUGGUACCCUAUACUUCAUCAUCGAUUUUUACACAAAUCGAUGAGGCAAUAACAUUAGCCAAAGGCCUAGUAUCACCGGUAACUGCAACAACCCCCAAUCCAGAUUCAAAUGAAAAUAAAUUGAAUGACAAUGAUAACAAUAAUAAAAUAACAACCAACAAUUCAAACAAUACAUCGGAUAAUACAGAAUCUCAUGAUAGUUUUGUUUCGGCUAAAAAUCAACCAGAUGAAUCAUUAUCGCCGCCAUUAUUUAAUGAUGCCGCCGCUAAUCUUGAAAGCGCAAAUGCAGCACCAGGUGUGCCGCCACAAACGAAAAGCGCCGCAACAACAAAUGGUAAUAUUAAGAAAACUUUAGAAGAUGGGGAUGUAUGUAUGACUGAUAUACCUUUGAAUUUAUUCACUGAAGACUCGCAAACAAAUGAGGAUGCCCCAGAGAAGAAUUAUGUUGAUAAUAUCAUAAAUGAAUUGGGCAGUGAUAUAGGCAAUGAUGACAGCUCAGCUAUGUAAAUGAAGAAAGGUGAUGGCUUUGUAUGUAUCGGAAUUGUUGCGAUAUAAUUCGCCUACCAUUCUCCUAGGAAAAAACCGCAGUGUAUUUUUUUCUAUAAAUAAUUUUUUUGGAUACUUUUUUUCUUUACAAAUUUUGUUAUAAACAAUUUGCAAUUUACUAAUAUUUUGUUCUAUACAUUGUUUUGUAGUUAACAAUUUGAUUUGUUGUGAAAAUUAAAAAAAAAAAAAAAACAUUGUGAAACCACUCCGUGAAAAUUACGCUCACAAAAUAAGAUUGUAAACUAAAUGACAUUAGGUUAUGACAUAUUUCUUAAUAUUAUUAAUUUUUCAUGCAAUUAAUGUUUGCAGCAAUAGAUUCUAAAAAAAAAAAAUCACCCUAACAAUAGAAAUUAUAAUGAUAACGAAAAAACAUUACCCAAUUUAAAAUUUACUUUUUUUUCUAUUUUUUCGUUUUGUAAACAACCUUUUGCCAUUUGUGAAAAUGUGCUACACAAGACAAAGGAAUUGUCGAAAACAAACAAAACGUAAUCUUAUUUUAAUAAUUUUUUUUUUUCUAAUAGAAAAAAAGCUUUAAGUACUCAUUUUUUCCUUCUAUAUUAAGGCCAAUAGCUUAGAACUACUGCUCCAUAUCUUAAUUUUUUUCUUUUCAUUAAUUAUUUUUUUUUAAAUGAUGAUGUUUUUCAUUUAUUUCCUAUUGCAAAUAAUAAUAAUAAUAAUAGUAAUUAUGUAUCAUUUGUCAUUAUCAAGUACAUAAUAUGUAUGUAUUUACCAAUUGUCAACACAGCAUAUAAACAUAAUAAAUAUUCAGACGAAGAAAAAACAAAAACAACUGUAUAAGAGACACAACACAACAUAUGAAAUAAAUUUAUUAAUUUUCAUGUCUUUAGAAAUAAGA
Messenger RNA from Musca domestica (house fly), 3937 nucleotides. Its product is annotated as probable replication factor C subunit 1. Lineage: Eukaryota; Metazoa; Arthropoda; Insecta; Diptera; Muscidae. The coding region runs from base 610 to 3042 and encodes 810 amino acids. The transcript has 5 exons. The record is from RefSeq and is a predicted model, not a curated record.